GAAUAUUCUGCCUUUGUGCCACCUUUGUUAGGCAGUUACAGAUUCUACUUGGCUGCAGGCAUACAUAGCGAUGUACUGUGACUGAUUCUCUUUUUUGUCCUUCCUUGGUGGUUUCUCCCAUAUUUAUCUUCCCAAACGUUCUGAUCAUCACCUCUGCAUUUGAGUCCUUCUGAGAUAGUCACAACAGUGGCAUCUAUUUCAUCAAAAUGCAUUUUCAAGGCUAUUUCUCGAUAAGGGUUUUGUGUGCGUGAAAAAAAUCCUGUUUGAUAUUAUUAGGAAAGGACAAUCUGGAAGCACCUCAGAUCUCAUUCUAUACCAAGAUGAAAUCCAUCGCCAUGAAUAUCCUCCUUUGUCUGUUGAUUGGGUUCCCUGUUCUGAAGGCAAAUGACCCUAUAGAUAAGGACAGCCCCUUUUAUUACGAUUGGAAGUCGCUCCGUAUUAGUGGUUUGGUCUUUGCAGGCAUUCUGUGUUUUAUGGGAAUUGUUAUCCUCCUGAGUGGAAAGUGCAAAUGUAAGCCCAAGAAGAAAAGCAGCACGCACGUCAACGUCGGUGGGGCACCAAAACAACCCCUUGCAGAAGCCAGCGAGUGCUGAACAGAGCCUCUUCUCGUGAUACCACCAGCCGUGACAGUUCUCCGUGAAACGGCUCUUCACCUGACCAAUAAGCCACUGGCUUGUUUUGUUGCCUUUUCUUCUUGCAUUUGUUCUGUGAAAUAAAAUCUCACCGCCAGGUUAAAAAAAAAAAAUACCCCCAAUGUAUGAACAACUUUACGCUGCAAUAGAAUUGCUCGGCCCCCAGAAUGGGUAGAGAUCUACUUUGUGGGAAGUGGUUGGCUUAACUCUGAUUUAUUAACUAAACAAGACCUGGGUUGUACUAUGCAGAAAAUCAGAAACAAAGUCUACCUAUGCUGACUUGUUCCAUUAGUCCUCGACUUGUGGCCACAACUGAGCCCGUAGUUAAACACGACGGUUGUUAAGUGAGAUUCUUCCCAUUUUAUGACAUUUUUUGCUGCAGCUUUUAAGAAAAUUACUGCAGUUGUUAAGUGAAUCAUAUAAUCACUAAGUGACUUUGGCUUCCACCCCUCACCCCCCCAUUGAUUUUGCUUGUCGGAACCCAGCUGGGAAGGUUACAAAGGGUGGAUCACGUGAUCCCAGGACAUUGCAUUCAUCAUAAAUACUUGCCAGUUGCCAAGUGCCCAAAUGUUGAUCACAUGACCAUGGGGAUGCAGACCGUAAGUCACUUUUUUUCAUUGUAACUUUCAAACGGUCACUAAACGAAUGGUUAUAAGUGGAGGAUUACCUGUGCCUCAUUCUGUAACCCCUGAGAAUAUGCCUUGCUCACUUUCUGGAUCACCCUUCUGGGCGAACGCUGUCAAAUGGUGACUUAUUCAAUAAAUCCUAGUUCAAGAAACGGUGAUUUAACAUAA
Molecule: messenger RNA, 1426 nt
Organism: Pantherophis guttatus
Lineage: Eukaryota; Metazoa; Chordata; Lepidosauria; Squamata; Colubridae
Product: FXYD domain-containing ion transport regulator 3
Biological process (GO): regulation of sodium ion transmembrane transporter activity
Cellular component (GO): membrane
Molecular function (GO): sodium channel regulator activity
Source: RefSeq, a predicted model, not a curated record